Pimephales promelas (fathead minnow) is the source of this 3333-nucleotide messenger RNA. The record is from RefSeq and is a predicted model, not a curated record. NCBI's taxonomy places the organism in Eukaryota, Metazoa, Chordata, Actinopteri, Cypriniformes, Leuciscidae.
GGCUACAACUAAAAGUCUUUUUAAAAUAAAUAUUGGUUAAAACAAGUAUGACAUGACCUUAUAUUUAGACUACUUAAAAGUAGCCUAGGCCUAUUCAACAAAAUUAAAUCAACUAUUUGCCACAUGUUAAAAGUGAUAAUUUUAGCACUUGUCAGCAGCAGUACAGAGAACAGAGGGGUGAGACAACAAACAACAUUGAUUAAUCUGACUGAAAACGACUGCAGUCAGCGACAAAUGCGACUGAACGGGCAGGUGACAACAUCGAUGUAGCCAAUUCAGAAGAAUACAUUAUGUCGGGUAAUUUUAUUUAGUCAUGGGACAAGCCUGUCAGUGUGUUGUCGUUUUUACGCUCAGGCAUGAGUUCAACAGGUGGCGUGUCCACUUUUAGAAACAAGCUGCUGGGAUCACGACUAGUGUGCUUUCCUCUAUGAAAGACGCAUGAAAGGAUUCAGAACGGAACACAUUUGUUGGUGAUGACAGACACCCGUUUUCCUUGGAUAAAUUUAGGCUAAAUAUAGAUCACAAUGGCUGUGUUCAAGCAGCAGCAGGUUGAGAAUUUCUAUGAGAUUGGAGAGGAACUUGGAAGUUCAUGUGUCUUUCAGUGGGCAGUUUGCAAUUGUUAAGCAGUGUCGUGAAAAGUGCUCAGGCCGGGAUUUUGCAGCUAAGUUCAUAAAGAAACGCCAGAGUAAUGCCAGCCGGCGAGGUGUGCUCCGAGAAGAGAUUGAGCGAGAGGUCAACAUCCUACAGCAGAUACAACAUCCCAAUAUUGUUAUGCUACAUGAUGUGUUUGAGAACAAGACAGAUGUGGUGCUGAUUUUGGAGCUGGUGUCUGGAGGAGAGCUUUUCGACUUUCUGGCACAGAAAGAGUCUUUAAGUGAGGAAGAAGCCACACAGUUUAUCAAGCAGAUUCUAGAGGGCGUCCACUAUUUACACACAGGGAAUAUUGCUCAUUUUGACUUGAAGCCUGAAAACAUCAUGCUUCUGGAUAAGAACGCCCCACUUCCCCGGAUCAAACUCAUUGAUUUUGGCUUGGCCCACAAGAUUGCUGAAGGGGUUGAAUUUAAAAACAUCUUUGGAACACCAGAGUUUGUUGCUCCAGAAAUUGUUAAUUAUGAACCACUGGGACUGGAAGCAGAUAUGUGGAGUGUUGGUGUUAUUACAUAUAUUCUGUUGAGCGGGGCGUCUCCUUUCCUAGGAGAAACGAAGCAAGACACCCUGGGAAACAUCUCAGCCAUGAACUAUGAGUUUGAUGAUGAAUUCUUUGGCCACACCAGUGAGCUUGCCAAGAACUUUAUAAGACAACUGCUGGAAAAAGACACCAAAAAGAGACUUACAAUUCAAGAUGCCUUGAACCACCCUUGGAUCAAGUCUAAUGAGCAUAAGGACGAGCGCAGUAAAGCACCAGAGAGGAAGAGAGAGCGUAGGCAGCUGAAGACGAAGCGUCUUAAAGAGUACACCAUCAAGUCCCACUCCAGCAUGCCUCCUAAUAACACCUACAUCAACUUUGAACGCUUCGCACAGGUGGAGGAGGACGUGUCAGCAAUGGAGGGCACUUUCUGCCAGCUGGCGUCGGCCCACGACUCCUUGCAGGAGGACAUUGAUGCGCUAGUGUCCAUUUACAAUGAGAAGGAGAUGUGGUACAAAGAAGAAAGCGAAAGCAUCAGACACGAGUUGUCCCAGCUUCGUUAUGAGUUUCGUAAAGUCGAAGCCCAGAGACGGGGUGUUCACGAAGACAUGAGGAGCGUGGAUGGCAGCGUUAGCCGAGUGAGCGAGCGAUACAAGGAGAGGCAGACACGUUUUGAGGCUCUGCAGAAGGAGCUCUGUGCUGAGCUGCAGUGGGUACAGGAAGUGGUGGGUUCAUUCCAGGUUACCUUCCCGAACUGUAGCUUUAGCAGCGUGUUUAAUACCGAUGUCAAUGAAGCACUGAAAGAGUUGCUGAAUAGGUCCUGUGGAGGAGACCUGCUGACCGGCAGCAACCUGGACCAGCAGAGAUGACAUAUUAAUAACCCACCAUCCACUGAUCACACAUCGUUAUAUAAACACUGGCGAGAUGCUGAAGAUACUGCGCUGGGACAUAUAGAUCUGAAUAAAAGCAGGUAUGGUCAGUCAGAGAGAGGCAUGCAUAAACAAGUAUACAUAUCGGAAGGACAUUACAUGUAGUCACGCAACGCUGACGUUGUUAACAUUAAAUUUGAGAACAAAGUUUAAUUUGCACAGUUUUUGCGUGAUAUAACUUAUGAACAAUUGUUAGAUUUAAUCAGCGCGAUUUACUGCAAUGUCAGAACCAGAUCAAAAGUGAAUGUUUCGUACUAAUUCAAAUGACAUAUUCCGGUGAAUAUUAUUAUUAUGUUGGUCUUCAUUCCAAAAAGAAUUAGUCUGUGAUUCUGAAUGCCAGUAUCCUCACCAGAGCAGCGACUGACAGCUGCACACUCUCCUCAAACAUUGUGUUCAUCCGCGCUGUGCCGUGUCGAGGGUGUUGAAGUACAACUCACGUAAAGUUGAUAAUUCCGCGAACGACUGCAAUUGGAAAUUUCGAAAAGAGAUGGUGACAAAGAGGAAAACCUGCAGACUGCAGCUUUAAAUUUUAGAAAACUGAAUAAGGGAAAUAGUCAAGAAAAAAAAAAAAUUCAUACUUUUCCAGACCUGGAAAUUAAAUAUAAUACUUUUCCAAACUGCAUAGGAAACCUGUUAAUAUAUUACUUUAGUUGAGAUUAUGUUAGUAUGACUGUCUAUAUCUUUAAACUGUUAACCAUAGCCUAAAUAAUCAGAACAGACGCAAUAGUUGUAUAUAGCUCAGUGCCGAGUACCAUAUCUAGACAUGGGAUCUCUAUAUUCCACCUCUGCUGACGUGAUAAUCAUGUUCAUGGCCAAUGAGAAGAGUGGAGCCACUGUGAUUGUACAGCCAGUGAUUAUGCCCUUCUCCAACUGAUGCCAGGCAGAUGUUAAUGACCCCGAGGAGACUCUCAACCUGAAGACUCUAUAAUAGUAUAUAACACCAUUCAUAUAAUGAUUGUGAUAUAUAAUUUAAGAUUACUGCUAUUAAGUCAGGGGGGAAAUGGUGCCACAAAUUGAAUUAGUCUUUUUUUUCCUCUAUUAAAAAUAACAAAUAGACCUUUUUUAUUUGUAAGUUGUAAAAUCAUAAAGCAAAAUGUUAUGUAUUAGGCGUAUUUAAAAAUCAUGGUUCUUCCUUUCUUUAUGUAAAUUUGUUCAGGUUGAUUUACACAGAACAUGAUGUCCACCUUUGGUUAUUUGUUUUCCAGUUGCGAUGAAAUAAGAUUGAAAUGGCAAGUGAAACAAGCUUAUUUGAUUAAACCCUACUAAUUUAUUGAACAG